UUCAUCUAUAACAGAUGUAGGUAUACGUGUUAAUACAUACAAUAGCUACAUAAUUAUAUUUUGUGUCAGUGUUAAAUUUUUACAAUGGUUUCAAAAACCCAAAUUAUUUUACACACGUUAUUGGCUGUUUACUUUAUUGAUGAAGUUAAUUGUAAACGAAUAACGCAGUCCCCAUACCAGCAUAUUGCAAAACAGAACUGGGCAAUUUUAAAUAGAAACGAGCCUAUUUCAGAGAAACCUGAUGUAAUUGAAAAAAUCAAAGAAAUACUCGAUUUCAUAUUUAAAAAACAAAAUAGGGUAUACGAAGAACGGGAAAAAGAAUGGGAAAAAAGAUACGAAGAAAUAAGGAAAAAAUACGAAAAACUGGUGAAAGAAAACGAAGAAUUGGAGAAAGAAAUAUUCGGAAGUAAAAGUUCGGGAAAUGAUUCAAGUUUGCCUGUGCAAGUGUACAACAACACCAUACCAUAGCAGUUGAAUUGCAGUGACGAUGUGCCAAUGCCAAUGAUGAAGAAAAAAUUAAAACGUAGAGGUCUAUGUACAACGAUGCCGGUGGUGAUUUUCGUGUACGAAACAUAGAUGGCUUGGGCCCCAUAAUCGGAAAUUUUUAUUGUCAAUUUUUUUCAUCAAGUCGAGGGUUUAAGUUGGGGACCCAUCAUUUACCUCGAGGACUUACGAAUUUGCGUACCUGCUUAUCUGCUGAAAUCCAUUGUUUUCGAGGUCGUAGAAUUCGAAUCUGGAGUUAUUUUUUUGUAGAGGUGGGAGGUGAGGCGUGGGGAGGGGAAAAUUUCAAAUUUCGCUUGAUCAUGAAAGAAACCUCCCGAUCUUGUGGUCUCUCAAGCUAUUUUAAUCUUCUUCUAUUGAGCCUUUCCCAAGUUGGAAAAAACUUUUAAAAAUGGAAUAAGUAGAUUAAAGUCAAAGAUUUUUUUGUUGAAGUUUUCACAUUUCUGUUCAAAAUUCGUCUGGAUGCGAGGAUUUUAAAAAAAAUAUCUUCCUUGCCCUGCCCUGCCUUCCCCCUCCUCAAAAAAAAAAUAAUAUCAGUUUAUUUGUACGGAGUCCAACAGCAUUUUUUUUGAAGGGAAAUCAUUGGAUUUUCAAAAUUUUCAUGGUAUUGAAUACCCAGUAAAAUGGUUGAAUUUUCGAUGACCUUGAAAUGCUUUACUAAAAAUGAUAUUUUUCAUGAUGGAUCUUAGAACGACCUCGAAACUCAAUUUCCAAAAUAAUUUUUUUUUUCGAAUAAAAAUCCCAUCCUAAUAAUUGAUUUACUUUUUAAUACUGGCGUUAGCAGGGCCAGUCACUCAAUCAGAGCUCGUAUGUAUUUGUUUGGAAAACAAACGAACGUGGAAAAACGAAAAGAUGUGAGGUUAUGUGAGGACAAAUUGUACGUAGCUGUCUAAAAAAAUGUAAACAAUUUAUUUAGGUUAAAUAUUGGACUAUUUUUGUUAUUACGAUUCAAUUACGAACCGUUGAUUAUAGUAUUACAUAAUUAUGUGUUAUCUAUGUGUAUGUACUUAUUCGUUCUCAUAUGACAGACGUUCUAGUGA
Planococcus citri (citrus mealybug) is the source of this 1541-nucleotide messenger RNA. RefSeq lists its product as uncharacterized. The record is from RefSeq and is a predicted model, not a curated record. NCBI's taxonomy places the organism in Eukaryota, Metazoa, Arthropoda, Insecta, Hemiptera, Pseudococcidae. The coding region runs from base 85 to 468 and encodes 127 amino acids. The transcript has 4 exons.